Vombatus ursinus (common wombat) is the source of this 3044-nucleotide messenger RNA. RefSeq names its product solute carrier family 15 member 2-like. Gene Ontology annotation, biological process: transmembrane transport. Gene Ontology annotation, cellular component: membrane. Bases 984 to 3044 code for a protein of 686 amino acids. Gene Ontology annotation, molecular function: dipeptide transmembrane transporter activity. The record is from RefSeq and is a predicted model, not a curated record. The transcript is spliced from 22 exons. NCBI's taxonomy places the organism in Eukaryota, Metazoa, Chordata, Mammalia, Diprotodontia, Vombatidae.
CUCUGUGUUGUUCAUCCACUUGCAUGUUAGGCCUAAUUGACCAUCCACUUGUUUCUAGGCAGUAGACAUUCUUCAUCCACUUAGUUUUUCUCGUGCAGAUAGUCGAGCCUGACUCAAGUUGUGACAGAUCUCUUCCAGGAGGCUCAGUAUUAUUUCAAGACAGUGCAAUGAGUAUAGUGUCCUUUUUACACGAACAGGAGUGUCUGGAGGACUUCACCAUACAUUGAGAGUCCCUCUUGAACUUGGGCUCUGCUGGAUCGUCCAUCAGUGGGGAGCACCUUUGAUGAGCAUAGGUGAUGCUGAUAAGAAUACAAUCUGGACAACCAAAAGAGGGACACGAGAGAGGAAGGGAGUGAGGGAGAAAGGAAUGAUCGCACUAAUAUAGCAUUUUUCAGUAUGAAAAGUACCUUGCAGUUGUCUCACUUAAGCCUUAUGAUGACCUUCUGAUGUAAGUGCUGUUAUCUCAGUUUUACAGAUAAGAAGAUGAGCUCAGAAAUUGUGACUUGCCCAGGGUCCGAGUUAGGAUUUAAAUUCAGGUCUUUGGACUUAGGUCUGGUGCUUGAGCCACCAGGAUGCCAUGCAGCUCUUCAGGAAGCCCUUCCUCUGUGGAUUUGUAAAGCUUCCUCAUCUGCCCCAUAUGUAGAUGAAUGCAAACACAAAUUCCUUGAGGUUGUCCCUCCCUCUGUUCUCCCUGGACUAACUUAUUUCAUUUAUGUGAGAUAACAGCAUUCUUCGUGUAAUGCUAGUUUGUGUCCUCCUGUCCUUGUAGCCCUCGUGGUCAUGAGUGUCUCUCUUACAAAGGUGGUAUUUAGUAUUGCCUCUGCCACCUAGCAAAACAAAAGAUUAAGGUUUCCGAACUAGAGACCAGCACACUAGUUAGCCCUAACUGAAAGAUGGAAGCAGUGACCCCUACGGGAUCUCCAGGAUUCUGUGACCCCUGCAGGCCAGAGAUCCGUUGAAGGUCGUUGGGAGUUGUAACUAACAUGGAAGCUUCAGAUAUUGAGGCACAUAGAGAGGAUCAGUUAUUAAACAUGAAGAAGAUUGGAGAUAAGUAUCCAGUAUCUGUGAUAAUCUUGCUGACCCUUAAGUGGUUAGACAGUAUCAGCUUCAGUGGAAUGUAUGGUUUGCUCGUUUUAUAUUUUAUUUCUCAGUUCCUUUACUUCUCUGACUAUGAAAAUUACCUGCAACAAAUGUUCAGAGGCUCUGUGGUCAUCCUGGCCUUUAUUGGUGCCACCAUCACAGACUCCUGGCUUGGAAAUUUCAAUGCCUUCAUCGGAAGUAACAUAUUCUUAUUACUUGGCCACGUCUUUGCCAUGACCAAAGAAAUCCUGCCAGAAGACAUGUCAACGUCUAGGUUCUUGGUCGCUCUGGGUUUAUUCUUUGUGGCUUUUGCCACCGGUAUCAAGAUGCCCUGUAUGUUGUGUUUAGCUGGUGAUCAGUUUCCAGUGCACCAGGUAAAGGAAAAGAACAAAGCGUUCUCCUUCUUAUACAUGUCUACAGUCUUUGGGAACUUCUUUGCCGACAUCUCCCUCCCCUCGAUUAUGGAAAGAAGUUGCUCCUACAAAGACUGCUACUUGAUAUACUUGGGCGCCUCAGCUGGCAUUGUGACUUUUAACUUAGUGACGUUUAUAUUUUCCAAGAAAUUAUUCUUCAUAGAAGUCCCCCAAGGGAGCAACCUAUUGAUAAUCUUCAAGUGUGUCUGGUCUGCAAUUAAAAAUCAGCUACGUUACUGUUCUUGGAAGACCCCAAGGAGGAAUCAUUGGCUGGAUUGGGCAUCAGAGAAGUUCUCGGAGAAUCAUAUCAGUGAAGUGAAGCUUUUCUUUGGGAUGUUGCUCUUCCUCUCACCCUUUCCGUUUUUCUGGGCCUUGGUUGAAAAACAGGAAAUAGAAUGGAUUUUACAAGCUAAGAAGAUGAAUCGUUUUGUGGCUGGGCAUUCUGUGAGAAAUGAGGACAUACAGAUGAUUUUUUCUGCUGUCGUCCUGAUCAACCUCAUUUUAAUGGAACUGGUUUUCAUCCCCUCCAUAGAGUGGCUUGGAAUGAACUUCUCAUUAAUAAAGAAAACAAUGAUAGGAAUGACCCUAAUUUACUUCUCAAGCCUAAUAUCAUUCCUCCUGGAACUACGAAUUGAGAAGUCUCCCAACAUCCUGCCUGGCACCAGGGAGAGCUUCCUGAGAAUCAUUAAUGUAGCUGACAUUUCACUUAAUGUGACCUUUCUUAAAAACAACAGCUAUAUGUCCUACUCCAGAAUGUCCCGAGUUUUUCAGAAUGCAGAUGAUUAUCACAGAAUAUACUUGGACUCAGACCAGCAGUAUUUCCAGAUAAACCUACAUUCCAAAACAUUGGUCAAAGAAGAGAUUCUCCUAGAGGAGAAGACGACCUAUGCUAUGAUUCUGUAUGGAAAAAGAAAGUUUUACUCAGUCAUACUGAUCAAGGAGACAACUACCAAACCACCGAAUGGAGUUGCAUAUGUGAGGAUUAUCAAUAUUCUGAACAAAGAUGUUUCUAUCAUCUUGCCUGUGGACACCUACAACCUCAAGAAAUACAACGGGACCUCUUCAGAGCUAAGCAUCGAGAUAAGCAGAAACGUAAAUCUGCUUUGUAUGAUUGAGAAGAAGAAAAAUGUGCUAAAACUGGGCUUGCUGGAGUUUGGAGCCUCUUACCUGGUCUUUCUUACUGAGGACACCCCAAUACUGAAAACCUGGAAAACAAGGCAGCAUGAAAUCAAGUCCCUUUCCAUUGGGUGGCAAUUACCACAGAUACUUAUAAUGGGGAUAGGGAAAUAUUUACUCAUUGUUUCCUGCAUGGAGUUUUUCUACUACAAGGCCCCAAAAGACAUGAAAGUUACCAUGCAGGCUUUGUGGACAAGCACGCUUUUCAGCAGUUCUCUGAUUCUGUAUUUUAUGACCUACAUCUCCUUCCUGCCUGAGUGGAUCGAGGACUUCUUACUUUCUAACAUCCUACUGGCUGUGGUCAUUAGUUUCUUCAUCAUAGGCUAUUACUACCAAGAAACUGUACUGACCUUGUGGAGAGAACCUUUCUCCUGA